Messenger RNA from Lytechinus variegatus (green sea urchin), 1802 nucleotides. RefSeq names its product crystallin J1A-like. The transcript is spliced from 8 exons. The record is from RefSeq and is a predicted model, not a curated record. Lineage: Eukaryota; Metazoa; Echinodermata; Echinoidea; Temnopleuroida; Toxopneustidae. Bases 129 to 923 code for a protein of 264 amino acids.
CCCUAACCUGAAAAUGAAUGUAUCGGACCGAAGCACAAUUCCGCUUGUCCACAUUCUGUAAUUGCAACGCACCAUCGGCUGAAGUUCUGGAAUACGAAAUUAACGAUCCAAGGAAAUGCUGAGAGGAAAUGACUGAAACCAUGUCUAAUACUAAGGAGAGGUCAGCAGCUGCUGUGAUAGGGUGCCUUUGUGGCGAUGCCGCAGCUCAACCUAUUCAUUGGAUAUACAACCUCGGCAAAUUGCAGGCCAUUCUGUCGGCUCUUGAAUAUCCAGAAUUUCGCUUCCCCUCGGCGAAUCCCUACUACCGCAUCGACACUGGCAAGAAUACAUGUUAUGGAGAUCAGGUCAUGGCUCUUCUUGAAUCGCUCGUGAGAUGUAAAGGUCUUGACGUAAAAGAUUAUGCUACGACUCAGUAUUGCUACUUUGGUCCCGAAUCCAAGUAUGAAAAUAAACUGAAUGCAGCGUUUGUGAUCAAAUCGGGCGUCCAGAAAAACUUUCCCAUCCACGGACCAUGGAGAGACAAAGUCCUCAAAGAUUUCCUUGUCAAAUAUGCAACAAAGGAGGAGGAAACAGGUAGCAAUGAUAUGACUGAUAUGCAUGCUGUCAUCCAGGUCGUUCCCAUCGUUUCUCUCUAUGCUGGCCAGCCAGAGAUGCUAGAGAAGGUGGAAGAAGCAGUCUCCGUUACCAUGACAGCGGAUGAAGCCAUUGUUCACAGCCUGGUAGCCGCUAGGAUUCUGGAAUACUUCAUCUUGAACGGAAGCAAUGGCAAUGUCCUAGAUGAUGUCAUCAAGGAGCUUAGAGAUCCCAACAGGACAUGUCCACAUUCUUUAGACAAGGCCGUCAUAGGAUUCUUGGAGAAGGUCAAGAGGAACCUUACUGUUCCGCACUUCAAUGCAGCCACCAAAGUCUUCAAAAAUAACUGAUAUUUGCCCGGGGCGUUUCAGUCCGCCCUACAUGCCCUGUUUAACAGCACCGACUAUGCUGAGGGAAUCCGACUGACCUUGAAGGCUGGGGGCUGUAACGCAAGCCGUGCUGGAUUCAUAGGAGCUUGUCUUGCAGCACGGAAUGGCAUGGAGAACAUUCCUGAGGAUUGGAAAGCCAAGACAUUGUGCACCGAGAAAGCAAUGGAACUUUGUGAACAACUGAAGGAUCUUAGGAAGGAUUAUUAAACUUAUCUCUCAUUCCAAUAAUACAAUAGAAGUACAUAACACAAUCCGUAAUGCUUGUUUCUUAAAUCUAUGUUUGAAAAUUUCAUUUGUUGUCAAUUUUUAAUCUAAAUAAAUCUGUUUUAUAUUAUCAGAGAUAAAUAUAUAAUUAUUAUAAAAUAAUCAUAACAGAUUUCAUGUGCCUUGUUUUCAUAAAUGCAAAAUUGUAAUUGAUCCAAUUAAGUGUACUUAUGUAUGAACAUUAUAUGCUUAUAAAAAAAUAAUGUACACAUAUAUCUAGACUACCCGUGUUAGUUACGAUACUAUAGUAAAUAUAAAGUCUAGGCCAUAUAACAUAUAAACACCUCUUGAUUUCAGGUGACGAGGCAAUCGAGAUGUAAUUGCUAUCUUUUCUGUGCCGGAAUGGCCUUGGUUAUGGCCAAAAUUAGUUGAUAAUAACAGUAAUAAUAUAUUUCAUCACUUGUACAUCACAUAUCCUGUACCAUUUAAUGUCUUUUUAUGCUUCGAAAGUGAUAUGUGGUUGCGUUUGCCCAGCAAGCCUUUUACAGCACAAUUGCAUUUCAAGGUAUAGUUUCCUGCCAGGUUCCAAUUUACUUCAGCUAGAUCUAGUCUAGCACAAUGUGGAUCAAUUUUUUU